Messenger RNA from Galeopterus variegatus (Sunda flying lemur), 1140 nucleotides. The record is from the annotation of a RefSeq genome assembly. Lineage: Eukaryota; Metazoa; Chordata; Mammalia; Dermoptera; Cynocephalidae.
AUGACCAACAUCCGAAAAUCCCACCCUCUCCUAAAAAUCAUUAACCAUUCAUUCAUUGACCUUCCCACACCAUCGAACAUCUCAACAUGAUGAAAUUUCGGCUCACUACUAGGUACAUGUUUAGUGAUCCAAAUCAUCACAGGACUCUUCCUGGCCAUACACUACACAGCAGACACAACAACAGCAUUUUCAUCCAUUGCCCACAUCUCACGAGACGUAAACUACGGCUGAAUCAUCCGACAGACUCAUGCCAACGGAGCAUCCAUAUUUUUCAUUUGCCUCUUCAUCCACACAGGCCGAGGCCUCUAUUACGGAUCUCAUACCUAUUCAGAAACCUGAAAUAUCGGCAUUAUCCUACUUUUCUUAAUCAUGGCAACAGCCUUCAUAGGUUAUAUUUUACCCUGAGGACAAAUAUCAUUCUGGGGGGCAACAGUGAUCACAAACCUACUAUCCGCCAUCCCAUACAUCGGCACGAACAUAGUAGAAUGGAUCUGAGGAGGAUUCUCAGUAGACAAAGCCACCCUCACACGCUUCUUCGCCCUCCAUUUUAUUCUCCCCUUCGCUAUCCUAGCCCUAGUAAUCGUUCAUCUCCUAUUCUUACACGAAACUGGAUCCAACAAUCCCUCAGGAAUCCCAUCAAACUCAGACAAAAUCCCAUUCCACCCCUACUAUACAAUUAAAGACAUCCUAGGAAUACUCUUACUCGUCCUACUACUCCUCACCCUCACUCUCUUCUACCCAGACCUCCUAGGGGACCCUGACAACUACACCCCAGCCAACCCCCUAAACACACCAUCCCACAUCAAACCAGAAUGGUAUUUCCUAUUUGCCUACGCAAUCCUACGCUCCGUCCCCAGUAAACUAGGAGGAGUCCUCGCCCUAAUUACAUCCAUUCUAAUCCUAGCACUCAUCCCAACCCUACGAUUAUCUAAACAACGCAGCAUAAUAUUCCAGCCAAUUAACCAAUGCCUAUUCUGAAUCCUAACCGCCAACCUCCUCACACUCACCUGAAUUGGGAGCCAACCAGUAGAACAUCCCUUCACCCUCAUCGGCCAAGCAGCGUCCCUCCUAUACUUCUCCACCAUCCUUAUCCUCAUACCCUUAGCUAGCCUCAUUGAAAAUAAACUCCUCAAAUGAAGA